Molecule: messenger RNA, 1125 nt
Organism: Paramecium octaurelia
Lineage: Eukaryota; Ciliophora; Oligohymenophorea; Peniculida; Parameciidae
Source: the annotation of a GenBank genome assembly
AUGACAGCUUAGCUAUUAUAUAGAAUAUUUUUGUCUUAGUCGAAAACAAGGACAGAGAAAAGACAAUUUUCAGAGUAUUUCGACAAAUUUUUUUAGCCUUUAAGUAGGAGAAAAAGGAGAAAAAUACAAGAAGGAGUACGCCAUAAUUCUAAAAUAGCAAUAUAAAAGUAAGUAUGAAUUUGAAUAAGGAUGAGAUAAUUUUUUUUUAAAUAUAGACAAUGACCAAGUUAACACAUAUGAAUAUUAAGAAGAAGAAAAAAUAUCUUUAGAAAUACACACUCCAAAAAAGAUAAGAUAUUUAAACAAAAGCUAGCUAAUAGUAGUACUCUAAAGGGAAGUAAAAAUAGAUCAUCAAUUUGCUAGUUUUUUCACAUUGACCGUUAAUUAGAAAGUUUUCCAGAAAAAAUAAUGGAGCAGUUUGAGAUAUAGGUUUCUCCUGUUUAAAUAGCAUUCUUCUUUGAAGAUUCAAAAAGAUCUUAGGGAACAUUCUCUACCUAAUAUAGGCUUAACCUUUGUUGGUACCUUUUUCAAACAAUAGAGUGAAUUCCUUGGUAUAUUUGAAUUUGAAAGUUCAUUCUUUGGAGGUGAUACUGUUUAGAUCAUGGCAGUUAAAGUAUUAGGUCAUCUGAUAUUUCUCAUUAGACAAAUGUAAAAUCGAAGGAAUUUUGCUUCCAGGUCAUCUUUAGAUUCUGUUUUUUUGUGAAGAAAAUUUGCCCCUUUUCAUUAUAUUAAUAAAUAUUCAAUCUCUAAUUCUUCUAGUUUAACUACUAAAAUAAAUGUCUCAUUAAUAAUUAUUUUUAAUUUCUUUUAUCAUAAACCUUACACUAUCCUGCUUUUGUAUUACUUGAAACGUCUAUAUUCGCUACUAAUAUUUCUAAUUAGGGCAUUAUAUCUCUUAGGCUAUCUUUAGAGGAGGCUAAUUUCAGAAUUACCUAACUAUGGUUCUUAGUAGAGGAUAGAGCCAAAAUUUUAUGGAUUAAGCAAAGAAUCAUUUUGAAUUACUAAAACUGUAAUCUCAAAAAUAGGUUGAUAUUUGCCAUGUAUAUUUAGUCCUGUAUGAGGUUUUAUACUGAAUGGGAUGGUAUGUAGAUGAUAUUUGUAAAAAAAAGACAUCCCUUGACUUGA